Messenger RNA from Contarinia nasturtii (swede midge), 896 nucleotides. RefSeq lists its product as uncharacterized. The transcript is spliced from 2 exons. Lineage: Eukaryota; Metazoa; Arthropoda; Insecta; Diptera; Cecidomyiidae. The coding region runs from base 99 to 839 and encodes 246 amino acids. The record is from RefSeq and is a predicted model, not a curated record.
UCUGAACUGUCAAAAUUCACUGAAGUUUAUUUAUUCAAUAAGCAUGUGUUUAUAUAUUGGUAUUUAAACCGGCGAUUCAAAAUAAUCUCUUUGUGAAAAUGAGUAGCUCAUCAUCAGAUUCGGAGGAUGAAAAUCUGGCUUUAUUACGGCAGGCUGUCGACACAAAUUUUAUCAGCGAUGACAUGUUUACGACGGUUGCUUCAUCAGCCAAUGAAUCAACACCAAAAGACACAGAAGACAUAAAAUUAUCAGCAAAAAUCAAACCAAUUAAGCCAACAACUUCAGGUCAACCAUUGAAAUCUCAAAGAUACAUUGAGAAUGAUGAGAUUACGGCUGAUCUGAAUGUGCCCAAAUCGAUGCAAGAUUUUGUUUACAAGAAGAUGUCGAAGAAAAUCAACGAUUCGGUGGAAUUUAUUGAGACACCUACAAAAGAGAUUAAAAAUGAAAAGACUACAAACGAUGACUUCAAUUGUCUUCGCUUGCUGAAUGAUACCGAACCCAUUAAGAUAAUAGACUUAAUGCCUCAACAUGAUAUUCAACCAAAUGGUGGUAAAAAAUUUGAAAUAAAGCGACGUAUAAUCGAAGCAGAUGAAUAUACCGAUGAAGAGAAGUUGAAAAUGGCUUCCAUUGGUGGUGAUAGUAUUCUGGAACAGACAGAGACAAAAGGUUGGAAAGCAAAAAAAGUCAAACCAAAUAAAAUGUACAAGUAUCGUGAGAAAAAUUCCGUAUUGUAUGCCGUUGAAGAGGAAAAUGAAUUCACAGCGCUUCGCAAGAAAAACAACUGGAGUGAGAGUAAAAUAGGCCAGUUUCCAUGGAAAAAUCACAAAACGAAAUAUUAAAAUUAGUUAUUUUGACAUUGUUUUUAUUUAUAUUGGAAAAUAAAUCUUCAAAUCAAA